AUGGCCUGCCCGGAGGCGGCGGCGCGGGAUUUCUUGGGCUCCCUCCUGCAGGACUUCCCGAGGCCGCUGGGCCCCGAGGACGCCCUGCCUUGGAGCCCUCCGCCGGGCCGUGGGGGUUCCCUCAGCCAGGCCGAAGCCCCGGCGGAGAUGGCCGAGUUGGCCAGGACCUUCCUGGGCAGCAGGAAUGCACCUCCUGUUCUUGCAGCAUCUUUGAUUCAUGCUGCAAUCAGUGAUAUGCUACAGACAGGUCUUACUGAUUUUAAGAAACAGAAUAUUGAAGGCGAGGAAGCUGAUGAUGGUGGAACAUCCCCCUUGCUGGAUGGAGGUCCUUUGCAGCGCUGUUUCUUUAACAAACUUUGGGAUCUUUGCUGCAAAUGGCAGAAGCAGCCACCGCCACUGAAACCACUCGAGCGCUACCUCCAGAUUUCCACCCAUGCAACUCGUAAUACCCGCCGGAAAAUGGAGGACAGACAUGUUUCUCUCCCAGAAUUUAACCAACUUUUUGGCAUGGCGGACGGCGUCGACCGAGCAUACUUCGCCGUGUUUGAUGGUCAUGGUGGAAUAGAUGCUGCUAACUACGCAGCUACUCACCUGCAUGUAAAUGUGGCACAUCACAAGGAGAUUCAGAAAAACCCAGGGGAGACCUUGAGAGAAUCCUUCCAGAAAACGGAUGAAAUGUUCCUUUCUAAAGCCAGAAGGGAGAAGCUGCGUAGCGGCAGCACAGGGGUGUCUGCCUUGAUUGUUGGAAACAAGUUACAUAUAGCUUGGGUUGGAGACUCCCAAGUAAUUCUGGUCCAGCGAGGGAAAGUUGUAACCCUGAUGGAACCUCAUAAACCAGACAGAGAGGAUGAAAGACAGCGCAUAGAAGCCUUAGGAGGUUGUGUAACUUACAUGGACUGCUGGCGUGUCAAUGGAACUCUGGCUGUUUCCAGAGCUAUUGGGGACCUACUCCAAAAGCCUUAUAUCUCUGGCUGUGCAGAUAGUGCAUCCUUUGAGCUGACUGGUGCCGAAGAUUACGUGCUUCUAGCCUGCGAUGGAUUCUUCGAUGCCAUCCAACCUUUUGAAGUGGUGGACCACGUUCUAGAGCACUUAAUGCAAAACGAAGGGGAUGGACUCAAGACUGCCGAGAGGCUGGUGGCUGCAGCAAAGGAGAGUGGAUCCACUGACAACAUCACCGUCCUGGUGGUGUUCCUAAGGGAGCCCAAAGAUGUCAUGGCCGACUGCCUCAGAGACCCCAAAAGCUGCUCUGCUGAGGAUUGCUCAGCUGAUUCACCCUUUAACUUCUUCAGCUCAGAAACAAACAAUUGAAGGGUGACUGCCAAAUCCAUUUAAAGCACAACAUCGAAAUAUACCCCAAGUUUUAAAAACAAAAACACACCUCUCACUGGAAACCGAGGUUAUUGUGUGGUGGACAAAAUGCCAGAAUGUAAGUGACCAACACUUCGAAGAUUCUUCUGUAACUCAAGCCUGUGCCUGGUUGUACCACUUUAGACUGCAGGUUGAGAGAUCACGUGACUAAAUGCUCCUCCCUAUGAAAAAGGAAUCCCCGUAUCUAUGCAGAAAAAGACUAUUAUAUCUGGGAGAAAGAAAGAUUCGAACCUCAACUUCUCUUUGACUCGUUACUUUGCUAUGUGGAGGGAUAUUGUUUAAUAAUGGCGGAGCAUGCAACCAGUCUGAAGUGAUCCAACUCAGGCACAAGUUAACCAACUCAGAAAGAACUAGGAUUCAGUGAGCCUGGCAGGUUGUACAUUUACUUCCCUGGAAGUAGUUUAAAGGCUG
Molecule: messenger RNA, 1779 nt
Organism: Elgaria multicarinata webbii
Lineage: Eukaryota; Metazoa; Chordata; Lepidosauria; Squamata; Anguidae
Gene: PPM1F
Product: protein phosphatase, Mg2+/Mn2+ dependent 1F
Exons: 7
Coding region: 1-1308 (435 amino acids)
Biological process (GO): negative regulation of protein kinase activity; protein dephosphorylation
Cellular component (GO): nucleus; cytosol
Molecular function (GO): protein serine/threonine phosphatase activity; cation binding
Source: RefSeq, a predicted model, not a curated record